CUAUCCCCACCCCCCACUUCAGCUCCUGACACCCCCUCCCAUAGGUCAGACCCCUCCAGCUCCAGCUCCAGCUCCAGCUCCAGUUCCAGCUCCAGCUCCAGCUCCAGCCCAAGUGUUGUCACCCUCCAGAGCCAUUCAGUGCCAUGUGUCCCCCGGUGAGCCCGAGGCACACACAGGAGGGCAUGUCCCAGCUACACGCGGCCUGGAUGUACCAGCUGCAGCAUGGUGACCAGCUGAGGCUGUGCUUUGCCUGCUUCCAGGCCGCCUUCCUGGACCUGCAGGACUUGCUGGAGUCAGAGGGCUGGGAGGAUGAAGACUGGGACCCGGAGCCGGGGCCCUCUGAGCUGGGAGUGGCUGAGGAUGGGGACGCAGAACAGCAGGACCCCGAGCAGGAGUCUGUGCCCACUGAGCUGGAGCCACAGGAGGUGGUGCCCCUGGGCCGGGGCCCUGAGGACGCUGACUGGAUGCAGGGCCUGCCCUGGAGACUCUGGGGGUCUGGCUCCUGUGUGCACUGGCCCAGCCCCCCUCUGCCCUGGCAGGGUUUCAUCAGGUCAGACCUGGUUCCGGGGGAGCCCAUGGUGCUGGAGCUGGGUGCCAGCCAGGCCAGGGAUCCCGCAGAGGCCAAGACCUGGCUGCUGGGCCUGCAGUUCUUCUCCCUGCUGGGCUGCUGUGAGGCCAUGUACCUGCGCAAGAUGAGGCCCUGCUGCGCCCUGGCCACCCCAGGCCCGGGCUGGAGGCUGCUGCUGGAGCCCGCGGAGAUGUGUAUCAUGCAGCCCCUAGACGCCCCCCAGGAGCAUGACCUGCAGCACUGGCAGCUCAGCCUCCUGGAGAGCCCCCCUGGGGGCCGCAGUGCAGAGCUGGUGCCUGCUGGCCCGGCCCUGCUCAAGAAGGGCUUCACCAUCCUCUCUUACUCUCCCUGGGCCUGCGAGGAGGCGCAGGAUAGGGACCUGGCAGCUGGGCCAGCGUCCAGCCCGGAAUGGGACCCCAGGAGCCCUGAGUCCUGAGGCAGGGUGCCUAGUGGGCUUGGGAGCACUCUGGCCUGGGGGAGCUGCCUGCUUUCCAGCCCCUUGAAGAGGGCCCUAGCACUGAGGGACAGGGGUUCAAAAGGGUACUGUUGUGUGACUGCCCCAGCAAGGACUGGCAGUGACCCUGUGUGGCUGCAGGGGAGCAUCUGGUGAGCAAGAGGGCCUCUGACCUGUGUGGGAAGAAAGAGGAACCUGUAU
Molecule: messenger RNA, 1223 nt
Organism: Erinaceus europaeus (western European hedgehog)
Lineage: Eukaryota; Metazoa; Chordata; Mammalia; Eulipotyphla; Erinaceidae
Gene: TEX19
Product: testis expressed 19
Exons: 1
Coding region: 144-1004 (286 amino acids)
Biological process (GO): spermatogenesis; male gonad development; placenta development
Cellular component (GO): cytoplasm; nucleus
Source: RefSeq, a predicted model, not a curated record